UUUCCCGCUUAUGGCUUGUUUUAGUGAGAUAACAAACAGACUGGGUAGGUUCUUUCCAUAGCAGACUGCACACAAGGAGACAUAGUUGGAUUGGAAAUGUGCAUGCUUCUUUAGACCAUUACAAUGAAGUGUGUGUUCCUGCAUGGAGCUGUUCUCUUUCUUCCCUGUCUGUUGUCUUUAGCAACACUUAUACAUGCGGUGUCAGUGAGGACCUCUAGAUCUUUGCCUGUGCCUGAACCUCUGCACUGCCAGUGGGGACCUUACGGAAGUUGGUCAGUCUGUGAUGGCUGCUCCAAAACACAGACACAGAUCCGCUCCAUCGAAGUCUUCUCUCAGUUUGGAGGUCGACCUUGUACUGGGAGCUCAACCCGCACACAAGAAUGUCAAUCGACUCAGGUCUGCCCCCUAGAGGAGGGCUGUGGAGAAAGAUUCCGCUGCCAGUCUGGGAGAUGUAUCAGUAAGUCUCUGGUAUGUAAUGGUGAUCAGGACUGUGAAGAAGAUGGAUUGGAUGAGCAACAAUGUGACAGUAAAGAGAUCUGUGACAAGCAAAAGCCUCCACCGCAAGUAGAGCUAACUGGUCAAGGGUUUGAUGCAGUGAGCGGGACAGCAAGAGGAUCAGUUAUCAACACUAAGAGCUUUGGUGGUUUGUGUAGAAAGACCUUCAGUGGAGACCAUAAUGACUUAUUCAGACUUCCCCAAAGUGUCCUCAGAUACACCUUCCUGGUGACAGCAAAAAAUGAUUUUUCAGAAGAAUCCUAUAAAAGCUCUUGGCACUACCUUUAUCACGUUGAAAAACAUGAAAAAACACACGGAACAGAUUAUGGGCAUGAUGAUUACACCUUCCAUGAUGAACUGCUAAAGACACAGUCCAAACAUCUGAUGAUCAUUAAGAGUGAUAUGGAAGUGGCCCAGUUCCAGAACCAGGCCCCAGAAUAUCUUCCCCUUUCAGAGGAGUUCUGGAAGGCUCUGCGUUCCUUACCAGUUACGUACAAUUACGGAGCCUACCGAAAUUUGCUAGAGAGAUUUGGGACACAUUAUAUUUCUGAGGGCACUCUUGGAGGUCAAUUCAGAUUAUGGCUUGCAUUCAGCCAAGAUGUCAUUGACAAAUUAAAAACAGAGGAAAGAAACUUUAAACAUUGUGUCACAACGAGCCAUUCAGUUCUAUUUUUCAUCAGGUGGACCACAACAGAUUGUGAUGAAGAUUAUUUUGAGAAAAAAGAACACUUUGCCAACAGCAUAACAGACAGUUUUAGUAAAGCAGAUGUCACUGGUGGAUAUUCUGGACAUAUAGCAAAACUGAAAAUGUUAAACCAAUACACAGCAAAGGAGAAUGGCAAGACGUUCUCCCAGUGGUCUGGUUCAGUGAAGGACUUUCCAAAAGUCAUCAAACAGAAGCUUAGACCUCUGAAUGAGCUGGUGAAAGAGGUGUCAUGUGCAGAAGUGAAGAAGCAUCACUUAAAACGUGCUAUUGAGAAAUACCUGACUGAGAAACAUCCAUGCCACUGCAGAGAAUGCCAGAACAAUGGGCUGCGGGUACUUGUGGAUGAUGUCUGUAAGUGUGUGUGCAAGCCGGGUACUGAAGGUGAAGCAUGUGAGAGGGGAACACCAGCUGAUGAACAGCCAGGAGUGAUCCAUGGAGACUGGGCCUGUUGGUCACCAUGGAACACUUGCAGGGAAGGCCGAAAAAGCCGGAGUCGCACCUGCAGUCGACCGGCCCCUUCAGGAGGCAGGAAUUGUGUUGGAAACACUGUAGAGACGACAGCCUGUGAGGAUGAGAUGGAACUGGAUUACCUACGUACAAUGGAGCCUCACUGCUUUGAUGAUUCAUUGAUGCCCAGGGAAAGUUGUAAAACACCCCCCUCAAUCGCCAAUGGGUUUGUUCUGUACCCCAAAGAUGAAUAUCCAGUGGGCAGUAAGAUUGAGUAUACCUGUAUUGAGGGUUACAACUUGAUUGGAGACCCUAUUGCCGAAUGCCAAGACAGUCUAAACUGGAUGCAAAAUCCAGUAGAGUGCAAGAGAUCAGAAUGUGAUCCUCCUAAGCUUCCUCCAGAUGUCACUGGAAUGCCAUGGAAGCUCAGCUAUAAGAUUGGUGAGGCUGUUUCUCUGUCCUGCCCAGAGAGUAAAAAAAGAGAGGGUCCGGCUAAGAUUCAGUGCAACUUUGGACUUUCCUGGUCACCUCAGCCAAAAGACACCAGAUGCCUCCUAGUGCACACAGUAAAACCGACCCCAGUGCCAGUGCAAUGCCAGCCAUGGGAGAACCUGGCAAAGGACAAAUGUGUCUGUAAAGUGCCCCAUGAGUGCAAGCCAUCUCUGGAGGUAUGUGCCACUAAUGUUGAGCGUGGUCAGACACAGAGACUGAAUCUUUGUAAGGUACAGGCUAUGAAGUGUCUGGGACACCAGUAUACUCUUGCUAAAGACAGUGCCUGCAGGUGGCCAGAUCGGUCUUCCACUGACUGCUCCCACUGCACGCCCUGGGAGAUUUGUGAUGAUCAAACAAACAGCUGCCGCUGCAGGACGCGUGAGGAAUGUUCACCCCUGGACACUUGGAUCCGUGUGUGUGUACAGCUGCGAGAUGUGUCUGCACCAGUGACAAUGACAGAAUGUGAGGUGGGUGUGAGCAAAUGCAAAGGAGAGACUGUUCAUAUUGUCAGUAUUAAACCCUGUCAGACAAGCUAAGAGUCUCACACUUUACCAUUACUUCAUCUUUUAUUUUUGCUACUAUUUUCAAUACAUGUAAUUUUUUUUUAACACUUUGUUAUCUUUUACUUUCAAUUUUAAAAUAUGAUAAUCCAUCAUAAAUGUAUUAUAUUUUUUAAAAACUAUGAUAAUCUAAAUAAAAGUGAAAUAUUCAGAAA
Myxocyprinus asiaticus (Chinese sucker) is the source of this 2855-nucleotide messenger RNA. RefSeq names its product complement component 7a (gene c7a). NCBI's taxonomy places the organism in Eukaryota, Metazoa, Chordata, Actinopteri, Cypriniformes, Catostomidae. Gene Ontology annotation, biological process: immune response. The transcript is spliced from 18 exons. Gene Ontology annotation, cellular component: membrane attack complex. Gene Ontology annotation, molecular function: protein binding. The coding region runs from base 124 to 2676 and encodes 850 amino acids. The record is from RefSeq and is a predicted model, not a curated record.